UCCGCGGGGGCAGUAGUGGGGCGGGGUACGGAGCAAAGGUUGCCUCUUAGCCCAGAGCCUUCUCUGCAACUCGGCGGCAUCAUGACGGUUGGCGCCCGUCUCCGAAGCAAGGCGGCCAGCAGCUUCGCGCGCCGAGGGCCCCUGGGGCGAUCGCGCUGCGCCGGCGACGAGGAGACGGAUGCCAUCGUAGAGCACCUGGAGGGCGAGGACGAAGACCCGGCGAGCCAGGGCUGUGAGCGCGAGGAGGACGGGCGGCGUGCGGGGAUCCCGAGCGCGCGCAGGGUGCACCUUGCUGUGCUGCCUGAGCGCUACGAGCCCCUGGAGGAGCCCGGGCCAGGCGCCAAGCCCAAGAAGAAGUACCGGCGAAAACUGAAGAAGUACGGCAAGAAUUUCGGCAAGGCCAUCAGCAAAGGAUGCCGAUACAUUGUCAUUGGCCUGCAAGGAUUUGCUGCAGCUUACUCCGCCCCAUUUGGAGUGGCCACCAGCGUGGUAUCCUUCGUGCGUUAAUCAGAGAGCUACAGGGCAGGCGGCACCAGAAUGCUUCUGCCCUGGGGACAGUGUGUGAAUCCAGCACUUCAGACUGGGACUCACAGGAACUCGGAAGAGGAACGCUGCUUCGUGCUACACUGCUGAACUGGUUGAGUGUUAGGCAGGAGCCAUCCUUGCCGUUCUUGGACAU
Messenger RNA from Acomys russatus (golden spiny mouse), 679 nucleotides. RefSeq names its product chromosome 6 C1orf115 homolog (gene C6H1orf115). The transcript is spliced from 2 exons. The record is from RefSeq and is a predicted model, not a curated record. The coding region runs from base 82 to 507 and encodes 141 amino acids. NCBI's taxonomy places the organism in Eukaryota, Metazoa, Chordata, Mammalia, Rodentia, Muridae.